GCCCCGCCGCCGCGGGCCGCCCGUCCGCAGCCCCGGCUCCAUCCGCAGGCCGGUGGGCGAGGCGGCGGCGGGGGGCGGGCUCCCGGCGCCGCCAGGCAGCUCCUCCCUCCCUCCCUGCCGGCCGGGAGCCCCCGGCGGGGUGACAGCCCUGCCGAGCGCAGCCGCCCCGGCCGGGGCUGCGGAGCAGCGCCCGCUCCCGCCUCGGCCCGCUCGCUGCCGGCUCGCAGCGGGGCCGCCCCGCGCCCGCCAUGUGGAAGCUCAACAAGAGCAGCAAAGUUCUGCUGGACGACUCGCCCGAGGAGGAGGAGACGCGACCCCGCGGGCCGCCGCCUGCCGCCGCCUUCGCGGCCCCCCAGAAUAAAGACCAGUUUCUUCAAGAUGAAGUUUCAUCUUCAGUGUCACAUCUUGCAACAAAGGUUCAAGGUGCAAGUUUCCGGGGCUGGAAGGAAGUGACGUCUAUGUUCAAUAAGGACGAUGAGCAGCAAUUGCUAGCAGGAUGCAAGUCUCCAAAAUCCAAAGGAACAAAUCUAAAAUUAAAGGAAGAGAUGAAGUCUGAAAAGAAGCCAGGUUUUUGGGACAGUUUGGUCAUAAAGCAGAAUGUUCCAUCUAGGAAACCAGAUGAGAUUGAGGGAUGGGAACCACCACAGAUUACCACUGCUGACUCUACCAGUGAUGCAGCGACUCCUUUAAGUGACUAUACAGCCUGGUCAGGCUGGGAAGAUGAAACCAAAGGCUCCACAAAAUACACAAACCUGGCCAGCUCAGGAAACAGUUCCAGGUGGAGUAUCAAAUCAGCUGGAAAGCUGGUUAGUAUUCGACGUCAAAGCAAAGGUAACCUUACUGACAACUGGGAAGAACUAGAAUGAUACUGGUAAUACUGGUGAAAUACUUUAUACGUAAGAAGAGAACAGUUCCAUGAUUUACUCACAUGUUUAAACCAAAAUCAAACCUGCUCAAUAUUGCACCUUUAUACAGUAAUUUGUUUUAUUCAGAUUGUUACAAAUUUUUGCUCACCUGAUAGUAAAUUUUCUUAUUACAUUGUUAAUAGCUAUGUUUUCCACACUGAAAAAAAGUAGAGAAUCUAUUUUGUGCCUAUAUUUCACAUUCAGACUCUGUAGUAUGUCAGAUUGUUGGUUUUACCAAAAAAAUGUAAUUCUUUAGUGAAUGUAUACACUGGUUGUAAAUUUGACUGCCUUAUGAAGGAACUGCCACUAGCUAAAGGUCCUGCUUCUUUUCUGGUGUUUGAGGGCCAUUCAAAAUUUUAGUUUUGAUGCUGUUCCUUUUUAACUGAGAAUACCAAUCAGUCAUUUGCAGGGAGAGUGCUUGUACUUAGUACUGUUUUCCAAAUCUUCAGCCUCAGCUUAUGCUUCAGGUUGUGCAUACAAAAUGCUUAGUGUCACAUUGUGCUGUACUCUGUGUGACAUGGUAAAAUACUAUUCUGAUGUAAUUCCUUCCAUUACAGGAUUGUCACCAACAGUCAGGUCAAAUGGGUCUUCCAGAGUUGGGGUCUUCUCUGUGUUUUGGAUUUUUUCCCUAGUUUUUUUUGGUUGUUGUUUUUGUUUUAUUUUGGUUUUGUUUAGUUGUUUGCUUUUUUUUUUCAUUUUUAAUAUUGAACUUCUUUUUACAAAGCUAAGUUUCUCAGUUUUUAAGAUGCAUGUUAUGACAAAAAUAGAAAUUACUGAAAAUCUGGAAAACAGCAUUGAGUAAAGUGUAAGAUGAUGUCAGUAUUCUGAAGGAAUAUUGAAUCUGGAUGUAGGAAUUAGUUGCUUCUUAUGGAAGGGCAUAUGUUUUCAUUUUUUUACAAUAGCUGUUCCUUGUUCUUAUAACAACUUUUUUGGUUUUGACUGUGUUUUUCCUUCCUUCCCACUGCAUAAGCAAUGAUCGAAUUAUACUCCAGCAUUUUCAGGGUAGCUGAGUAACUGAGCCAUUGCAAGUAUGUGCAUGCACACAACAUUUUUGUUGGAAAGUUCCAUCUUAUUAGCUACUGAUACUUUGAGGUUUUAGUAAAAGAAGGUGAAAUGUUAAACUUGAGAUUUGAGAUGUAUAUAUGACUAAUAAAAGUGCCUCUUUUUAGCAUAUUGUCUCUCACUAGUGGUGCAGCUGAUGUCAGAUCCAAAGUCAGUUUCUGUUUUGUUUAUAUGACCCACACAAAGACUACUUUAACAUUCAUGAAUAAAAAUCAAACCAAAAAUUUCAUAAGAAAUGAACAGUAGGCCUUUUCUCUCCUGAUUGUUAAACUGGUGUAACAGAACUGAAACUUGACUGUCUAGCAAUGCGGCCAGUGCAGUCGGAAGAUGAAGCUAGCAUGUCAGAGAAAAUCAGCAUUUUUACAAGAAAGUAUAGACCUUUAUAUAACAGAUGUCUUGUAAACAUAUUUUUGCAAGAAGCUUAUGCUGAUGAAAAGGGAUGCAUGCAAUUUUUUUCUAAGCUUGUUUCUGUUACUGCCACACUACUCCUCCCUUAGCUCUCUCUUUCUCCUCCUCCAAUUCAUGUGUAGCUUUCUGGCUUGCAGUUCCUGCAUAGCUAUUUUUUGGAGAUUCCUGCUGAGAUAUGCCUGGAGGGAAACUGUAGCAAAAUGGUUUUAGUAGGUUGAGGUUUUUUUCCUAAUAUUGAAAGGAUGCAAAAAGACAUUGUUCUUAAGUUUACCAAAAAGAACGGUGAUGUUUUGUGCUACAAAACAGAAUCUUAAAACUGGCAAAUGUACUUGUAAAAUUUGCAUUAGAUAUUAAAAGUAUUCAUAGAGGAGAAAAGGUUAGCAUUUAUAUUGCAUUGUCUAGUCUGUGAGUAAACUCUAUUUUUGCCUUGGGCAAAUAUGUAUGCUGAGGUUAAUUAUAGGAAAGAAUUAGUAUUCUUGGGUAUAGUAUGCUGCAUUUUAUAGUUUAUGGAAUACCCUCUAAAGCAUGAGCUAGUAUUUAAUUUGGUUGUUGAUGUUGAUCUGAAAGAACAGAAAAAGAUCUGUUAGCAGCCCUUAAUAUUCUCAAGGAUGGACUGAGAACUUUUAAUUUCACUCCUGAAGAAACUAUUUAUACUGUGACUAGUAAGGGUUUUGCCUUGCACAUUAUACUGUCAAGUGCCUGUUUCUCACCUUGAUGAUGUGUUUGAUGCACAGCUUAACUGCAACAUUUUUCAAUUUGUUUUUAGAUGUAUGAUAAAGAAUAUGCUCACAAAUAUGAAGCCUAUUGUAAAACAAAAGUGGGAAAUUGAGAUAUGUAUGUAAAAAUUCCAGUUUUACUCCUAGUCAUGAAAGUUUUGGUGUGCUUUUUAAGUGAUAUUUCCUCAGAAAUAACCAUUUUAAGGAUCAACAUUAUUAAAUUUAAUAUAAUUUAUUGUUAUGCUUUAAUAAUGUAUUUGUCUGUUGAGAACUCACUGAUGUGAGCUUUCCUUCUCUCAUGUUUAUAAAUGUGUCUGAAUUUUCAGAAUGGGGUCCUUUCAUCUUUUACCUUUGUUAGAUGCUUAACUACAUUAAAUGUUAUGAGCUUAAGCUAUACACAGCUCCAUAUGUGGAAUAAGUGUAGAAUAUGUCCCUUAAUAUUUGUUUUGAAAUUGCAUUUCAAUCUAUGUGAAAUGUUUUAGAAGAAGGUAGCAUCAAGAUGGUAUGAUAAGAUUGCACAAAAUAAAAGAUAGUUUAUAUAGCUUUCUCGUAGCCAAUCUGCAUGAUUGUUGGCGUGGUUUUAACGGGAAUUAAAAGCUUUGUGUGGCUGUUACUAGUCACUUAGCUCUGAGCAAAGUCCUUUCUGAGUAUUUUUAUUUAUUAGCAUCAUUUGCAAAAAAAGAAAAGUAGUAUUUUCCAUAUGAAUAAAGAUUUAGUUUGAACUGAAA
Motacilla alba alba is the source of this 3819-nucleotide messenger RNA. It is a transcript of the gene TDRP, whose product is annotated as testis development related protein. Bases 249 to 866 code for a protein of 205 amino acids. Gene Ontology annotation, cellular component: nucleus; cytosol. Gene Ontology annotation, biological process: spermatogenesis. The transcript has 4 exons. Lineage: Eukaryota; Metazoa; Chordata; Aves; Passeriformes; Motacillidae. The record is from RefSeq and is a predicted model, not a curated record.